Sceloporus undulatus (fence lizard) is the source of this 4043-nucleotide messenger RNA. RefSeq names its product LIM zinc finger domain containing 1 (gene LIMS1). Gene Ontology annotation, biological process: positive regulation of integrin-mediated signaling pathway; cell-cell junction organization; positive regulation of substrate adhesion-dependent cell spreading. Gene Ontology annotation, cellular component: focal adhesion; cytoplasm; cell-cell junction. The record is from RefSeq and is a predicted model, not a curated record. Lineage: Eukaryota; Metazoa; Chordata; Lepidosauria; Squamata; Phrynosomatidae.
CCACCUUGCUAUGGAAUGUGUUGCUUUACUUCCAGUAAAUCUCUUCCAAUUUCACUGUGACAUUCAAACUGUUCUGCAGUUGGACUUCUCACUUGGAGCUCUUAAUACAGCACAGAACUAAGUCCUGAGGAUUACUUUUUUCCUCCCUCCAUACUCUCUGUGGCUUAUUUGGUUCAUUCUGUUGCAGUUGGGUUUUUAUUGUAGCAAGUUAAGGAUGGCAUCCCAAAGCAGAGCGCACUCCUAUGCAAUUCCAGAGAAUGAAGAAGUCUCACAUACUCAUCAAAAUGGACACAGUGACCAUGGAAAUCAAGAUGAAAGAGCCGUGUCAAAAUUGCAGCGUAGGCACAGUGAUGUUAAAGUAUACAAAGAGAUUUGUGACUUUUAUGCAAGAUUCAACAUGGCAAAUGCUCUUGCAAAUGCCAUGUGUGAGCGCUGUCGAGGUGGCUUUGCACCUGCGGAGAAGAUUGUGAACAGCAAUGGCGAGCUGUAUCAUGAACAGUGUUUUGUGUGUGCCCAGUGCUUCCAGCAGUUUCCAGAAGGACUCUUCUAUGAGUUUGAAGGAAGGAAGUACUGUGAACAUGACUUUCAGAUGCUUUUUGCCCCUUGCUGUCACCAGUGUGGGGAGUUCAUUAUUGGUCGUGUGAUUAAAGCUAUGAACAACAGUUGGCAUCCAGAAUGCUUCUGCUGUGAUAUCUGUCAACAGGUACUGGCCGACAUUGGAUUUGUCAAGAAUGCUGGCAGGCAUCUUGCCGUCUUCCCUAAUCGGGAGAAAGCCAGAGUUGGUAAAUACAUUUGCCAGAAGUGCCAUGCCAUUAUUGUGAACAGCUCUCAUCUUCAAGACGACCCUUACCAUCGUCACUUCAAUUGUGCCAACUGCGGAAAGGAACUUACUGCUGAAGCUCGCGAAACUGAAGGGGGAACGUCUGUUUGCCUUGCCAUGACCAAUGGGGUGCCCAUCUGUGGAGCAUGCAGGAGGCCCAUGAAGGGCAAGUGUGAUCGAGUAGUGAAUGCUAUGGGCAAACAGUGGCAUGUAGAGCAUUUUGUUUGUGCAAAGUGUGAGAAACCAUUCCUAGGCCACCGUCACUAUGAGAGGAAGGGAUUGGCAUACUGUGAAACCCAUUACAAUCAGCUGUUUGGUGAUGUUUGCUUCCACUGUAAUCGCGUGAUUGAAGGAGAUGUUGUGUCCGCCUUGAAUAAGGCAUGGUGUGUGAACUGCUUUGCAUGUUCUACCUGCAACACUAAGUUAACGCUCAAGGACAAGUUUGUUGAAAUCGAUCUCAAACCUGUAUGCAAACACUGUUACGAGAAAAUGCCAGAAGAGUUUAAGCGGAGACUUGCCAAACGGGAGCGUGAAGCAAAGGAUAAAGACAAACACAAAAAGAAAAAGCCAGUCUGCUUGUAAACAUUUCAUUCCUGUCUUCUGCCAUCUGUCCUCUUUCCUUCCUUUUGAAACAAGUUUGUGGAAUUUGAUAUGAAGCCUGUCUGCAAGAAGUGUUACGAGAAGUUCCCACUGGAACUUAAGAAGAGACUAAAAAAAUUGGCUGAAACCUUGGGAAGGAAGUGAGACCCUCUUCAUUCAGAUCUCAUCUUGAUGUGCAACAUAUAGGAAAUUGUAUUGGUGUUAACAAACGAGUCCUUGAAUCCUUAAUUCAAAAGAAAAGUAUUCCUCAGCAUGACUAGCUAGAUACUAAAACAUUUGCCUCACCUUGAAAAUAUACCUCUAAAACUCCUUCGCAUUAAGGCUUGGAAACAUAUGGCCCUCCAGAUGAAUUGGACUGCCCCUCCCAUCAGUCUUAGCCAGAAUAGUUACUUGUAAGAGAUGUUGGCACUUAUAGGCCAAAAAUAUGUAGAGGUCACAUGUUCCAUAGUCAUGCUUUUCAUCUUAUGUAAGCUCAUAUCCAACCAUUUAAAUUUUGCAUUUUACACUUAUAUGAAUUUGUAGAUAUCUAUAUAUCUUGUAUUUGCUUAGCAGAUGGAGGAUGAAAAAUUAAUGGACACAUUGGGAAUAAAGUAUAAGAUUUCCCUUGCCACAUAGACCAAAUUUCACUGUAAACUAUAGUCCAGCAUGGAGCAAAAUAUAGCAGAACCACAACAGAACAAAACACAGCCAAUGCUGGUUCCCAUUCGUCAGUGUGACAAAAACUUUCUUCUCUUCACUUCUGAAAAUGAACUCUGGACAGUUUCCCAUUGCUCUGAAACAAGUUUGAGGAUACACCGUGGGGCUACCAUAUCCAAAUAUCUAAACUCUCCCUCCAAAAACCAUCUCAACAGUGGAAAUACUCCUUUGAAUCCUGGCCAGAGAGUGUAGUUAGUGUGAGGCUGGAAACCUGCACAUACUUGGGGGUAAGUCCAUGGGCCUUAUUUUGAGGACUGCCCUGUUAAGUGCCAUAAAGAAAUUCACUGAAUCAUGAUUCUAGCUGUUAAGCAUAUUUAGCUAUGAGUCUGAAUUGACCAGUCUUAAUGUUAAAAAUCUUUGAGAACAGUACCUAUAAAUCAUGAGGUUUUUGAAAAACUAUUUCUGGUUUAUGAACUAAUCGGAAACAAUCUUAUUUUUCACUUCUUUCUGUUGCCUCGGGGAAGGCUUUAUUUUUAAAAAUGUGUUCUCAAAUAGUUCAUAUGGUAUUAGGAGGCCUUGUUAAACAUUCCACUAGCUUAUUGGAAAGAAUCUGCUGUAUCUAAAGGGCUCUACAGGUUGGCCAUAAAGGCUGGCAUGGGGGCAGAAUAGGGGCAUGCCCUGACUCUGCUCCCAUGUCAACGCUCCUCUGGCACUGUGUUGAGAUGACACAAAGCCAGAGGAGGACAGAAAAGACAUGGCACUGGCAGCUAUGGUGCACUUUCUACGACACAGAAAGUCCAGAUUGGGGCCGUAAAGAAAGAGGAGGUUGCAGGCCUCCCCUUAGGGGCAGUCUGUACAGCCCCUAAGUUAUGAAGAUUCAAACCUCUGUAACAUCCUGGAUACAGAUUGUAAAGAAUUCUUAUUUUUUUUCCCUGCCUUGUUCAGAGAUCAAUAAUUUUUGUAACUGAUCAGUGUACACAAGAUUUAAAUCUUUGGCCCAGGACUGUCCACCUCAAAAUGGCGGCCGUCUGAUUCCUUCUCCAGAAAUGCUGCAGCUGCCAAACCACUCAUCGUCCCUUCGGAGUAAAAAGUACCCAGGAAAACCGGUGUAUUUUUUUGGUCGCUGGGCGGACAUCAAGAUGGCGGCACCCAUGUGGAUGAGACGCAGCCAUCAGGCCGCCACCAUUACAUACGAGGGGUCUAGACAUACGGUUGCUGCGCGGUCCAGAACCCUAGUAUCCCUUUCGGUCUGUCUGUUUUGGGCCUAUAAUUCUUACAGAGCGGAAUGACUCCAAAAUGCAUCAUUUGAAGACUGCAACCCAAACCAGAAAAUGGCAAGAUGUCUGCACAUCUAGAAAUACAUAUACAUAGAACUACUUGAAUAUUAUGAGAAUCCUUCUCUGUAAUAGAUAAAUAUUCCUGUGUGCUUUUGUACUUCAUUUCCUUGUGCCUUAUUCUACCGCAUAUAUGCAAUAUUAGCCAAAAUAGUUAUCUUUUACAUAUGGUUACUUUGUAUUUUUAUGCAGAAAAUAUAUGCCAAGCCUUUCAAAGUACGGCAUAUACUAAACCUUUUAAAAAUUCAUAUUUUAAUGAUGGAAGAUGCUUUUCAAAGUAUAUUUCCUUUUAUUUUCUCAUCUUAUUUUAAAAUAGUAUGCAAAAUAAAAAUCUGAACAUGUACUAAUUUUGACCAAGAGAAUAUUAAUUUUUAAUUUAAUACAAUGUAUUUAUUGCACUUUCUUCCUCUGUGGAAUAGAAGUCACAUCUGAUUGUGGAAUUAACUGCAAUCCUAUAUAUGUCUAUUCAAAAGUGUCCCACUCAAUUCAGUGAAUUCAUUUCCAAAUGAGUGAGUUGUAGGAUUUCAAAGCUGAACUCUAUGGAACUUCAGAGUAGACAUAUAUAUGAUUGCAUUGUCAUAAAAUGAUCUGGUAGAGAAUUACAAAGGAAUUGUUAAUUUUGCUAUUAAUAAAUUACAGUAGUUUGAAAUUUA